Messenger RNA from Impatiens glandulifera, 1045 nucleotides. Its product is annotated as chlorophyll a-b binding protein of LHCII type 1-like. NCBI's taxonomy places the organism in Eukaryota, Viridiplantae, Streptophyta, Magnoliopsida, Ericales, Balsaminaceae. The transcript has a single exon. Gene Ontology annotation, cellular component: chloroplast envelope; plastoglobule; chloroplast thylakoid membrane. Gene Ontology annotation, biological process: response to light stimulus; photosynthesis, light harvesting in photosystem I. The coding region runs from base 50 to 850 and encodes 266 amino acids. The record is from RefSeq and is a predicted model, not a curated record.
CUAAAUUAGCAAUCAAGGCAAGAACAAAACUUUUCUCUAACACUCUUCCAUGGCGGCUGCCUCUUCAAUGGCUCUUUCCUCCCCUUCUUUCGUCGGAAAGGCAGUGAAGCUAUCCCCAACUGCCUCCGAGGUUCUAGGCUCAGGUCGUGUCACAAUGAGGAAGGCCACCAGUAAGGCCCCUGUCUCCUCCAGCCCAUGGUAUGGUCCAGACCGUGUCAAGUAUUUGGGUCCAUUCUCGGGUGAGUCCCCAAGCUAUCUGACUGGUGAAUUCCCCGGAGACUAUGGGUGGGACACUGCUGGACUCUCUGCUGAUCCAGAGACUUUCUCCAAGAACCGUGAGCUCGAGGUCAUUCACAGCAGAUGGGCCAUGUUGGGUGCCCUCGGAUGUGUCUUCCCCGAGCUUUUGGCUCGCAAUGGUGUUAAGUUUGGUGAGGCAGUUUGGUUCAAGGCAGGAUCUCAGAUCUUUAGCGAGGGUGGGCUUGACUAUUUGGGUAACCCUAGCUUGGUACAUGCUCAAAGCAUCUUGGCAAUAUGGGCUACUCAAGUUGUUUUGAUGGGUGCUGUUGAGGGUUACCGUAUUGCUGGAGGUCCACUUGGGGAGGUGGUUGACCCAUUAUACCCUGGCGGUAGCUUUGACCCGUUGGGACUUGCCGAAGAUCCGGAAGCUUUUGCAGAGCUUAAGGUGAAAGAGCUCAAGAACGGUAGACUUGCUAUGUUUUCGAUGUUUGGAUUCUUUGUUCAGGCAAUUGUAACCGGAAAGGGUCCAUUGGAGAACCUUGCGGACCACUUAGCUGAUCCUGUCAACAACAACGCUUGGUCAUACGCCACAAACUUUGCUCCCGGAAAAUAAGUUUGUUAUGGUUGAUAGUGAGAUGUAAAAGUGUCUAUUAAGCCAUGCCAUGUAAAUUGUUAAUGUGCACUAUUGGUUCUUAUAAAAAUGAUUAAAUUUCUGUUCAAAUGAGAAUAUUUAGAACUGUGUUAUUUUUUUACAAGAAACUUUAGAAUUGUUUUAAUUAUGUUUCAUGAUUAAUCUUUUUAUGCAUAG